Molecule: messenger RNA, 1704 nt
Organism: Monomorium pharaonis (pharaoh ant)
Lineage: Eukaryota; Metazoa; Arthropoda; Insecta; Hymenoptera; Formicidae
Product: odorant receptor 13a
Exons: 3
Coding region: 470-1678 (402 amino acids)
Biological process (GO): sensory perception of smell; detection of chemical stimulus involved in sensory perception of smell
Cellular component (GO): plasma membrane
Molecular function (GO): olfactory receptor activity; odorant binding
Source: RefSeq, a predicted model, not a curated record
ACAACAAUGUUUUUAAUACUAAAAUAAGUAUAAAUUACUAGCCAAUUUAAUAUUGCUCAGAAUUAUAUUUUUAUAAGAUAAUUUUAUUUAUCUUCAUGAAUGUAUUUUUAUUCGAAUUCAGCAUUCUCCAGAUGCACUACUGUACUCCAAAACGAUACAAAGUAAAAACUUAUUUCUAUGCGAUAGUUUCGCGACCAGAGUAUAACGGAAUGGGGACUCUAUAUGAGAAACUGACAUAUGCUUUAUCAUCAAACUAUUAGAUCAAUGACACGUAUUACAGCUAGGUUUUUACGAAAUACAAUUUAUACAGCCAUUUCCUGUCAUGUGUAAGAGUUGCAAAUGCGCAAGGCCACAGGAACAUUCAGCGCUGGGGUGCAUAGCGAAAUGUGUUUUGAUCAAUAAUAAAUAAAAGUAUGAGCUGCGUGCUCGUGCACACACUCGAUGACGCCGUAACCCUUAACACGCAAGAAUGGCAUCAUGCGAAAAAUGGAACAAAGAGAUGUCUCGUGAAUUUUCUCUCUAUAAACGACUAAUGUGGCCACUUGGCUCGUGGCCUUUAGAUCGUAGCAGAAACUUUGCGAAUUUGCGCGCGCUGUUUCUUACACUCACGCAGGCUAUUAUGGUAAUUUAUAUAAGCGUGGACAUCAUUAACAGCAAGGAUUUUACUCUGGGUGUGAUUAUCGAUCAUUUCGUAAUGGGAUCGUGCGCAAGUUUGGCCAUUGUAAAGUCCACGCUGAUACGGUUACAUCGUGACAAUCUGUCGAAAAAUUUCGGCAAUGCAGCGAGUGACUGGACGUAUAUUAAAAAACAAGAUCUCAGACAAGUUAUGUUUCGCUACACCAAUCUGGCCAGAUUUGUCUUGUUCUCUCAAAUGGGUUUCUCGUAUUUUGUUACUGUAUUAUUGCUAAUUAGACCGCUUCUGUUUCCUAUGCCGUUGCCACCUUCACAGAAUGUUACACUAACUAUGACAUCCGAAAAAGAGAUACGAAAUAUCGAGCUGCCUUACAUAAUGAUUUGUCCGUUUGACACGCAGAUCGCUUGCUACAGUCUAUAUAUUUUUCAAAUGGUUCAAGUGAUUAGCACAGCCACGGGAAAUGUUGGCAGCGAUGUUUUUCUUUUCAGCGUGUGCAUGCAUCUCUGUGGACAACUAGAAGUGCUCGGCCUAGAGUUAUUACGGUUUCACGAGGGGAAGGAAAACGGUUAUUGGAAAAGAACUAAAAUGAUCACACUGAUUGAGAGGCAUUGUUUACUUCUUAAUCUAGCCAAAGAUAUUGUUGAUAUGCUUAAUAUGAUUAUGGUCGCUCAACUAAUUCUUCAUGCUUUGCUUGUAUGUAUAGUAGGAUUACAAAUCAUUUUGUCGUUGGCAGAUCAUGACUUUUUUCAUUGCAUGAGUGGUUUAACUACUUUUAAUAUAUUUAUGAUACAGUUGUUCUUGUAUUGUUACAUGGGAGAAACUUUGUCAUCAAAUACGCAAGCGAUUACUCGCUCGAUUUAUUUCAGUAAAUGGUAUGAUUUGCCUACAAAUGUUGCGCGAGAUAUACGUUUUAUAACAGCUCGUUCUAAUGUGCCCGUUCGCAUAAGAGCGGGUAAAUUCUAUACUAUAGAUUUUAAUAGUUUCACGAAUGUUCUGAAAGUUUCAGUUUCUUAUUUUUCUGUCUUAAAAAUUAUAGUUACUUAAUAAAUAUAUUUCUUAAAAAUAUAAAU